UGGAUUACUUGAUUGAAUACACUUUGUGUAAUAAGUAAUCUUCUUCCAACAUGACAAACGUUAUAACUCAGAUAGAAAACCUCUUCAAGAAUAUAAACGGCACAAAUAAGACAGACAUUGAAGAGAUUCUAAAGCAAAACAAUACUCUUGAUGACCCAGUGCAAUUUGACAUCAACAGAGCCAUUGUACUUAUACCCAGCUUUGGAAUACUUGCUAUUAUUACAAUAUUUGCAAAUGUAUUUGUGUGUUAUGUCAUUGCUAAAAAUAGACACAUGCAUACCGUCACAAACCUGUUUAUAGCAAAUAUGGCUAUUUCCGAUCUUCUGUUAGCUUUCAUAAACGUGCCAUUAAAUAUUGCAAGAAAUCUAAUGAACGAGUGGACGCUUGGGUCAUUUUUGUGUCAUCUUUUCAACUAUUCUUUAAAAGUAUCGGUAUAUGUAUCGACUUUUACCUUAACAGCAAUUGCUCUAGACAGACAGCGGGUAUUAUUGUAUCCCUUACAUCCAAGAAUGACAAGAAAACGAGGAAUGUUUGUUUUGGCAUUUAUUUGGUUGUUAUCUAUCUGUUUUUCACUACCCUUUGGAAUUUAUACUAAUGUAAAAGAGAUCAAUAUGAUAACAUACAAAGUAAAGCGAUGUUGGUCAUCUUACCCUAGUAAUAAAUGGGAACAAUAUUUAACAAUUGCCACUAUAUUGUUUCAAUAUUUUAUUCCACUUGUGGUAAUAACAUGUACAUAUGGACGAAUUGUACAUAAACUCUGGAUAAGAACCCAUCUAGGAGUUGUUACUGAAAAUCAACGAUUAAUGCAAAUCCAGGCUAAGAGGAAAAGCAUCAAACUUCUAGUCGCGGUAGUUGCCGUAUUCGCAAUAAGCUGGAUGCCAUUAAAUUUGUAUUAUAUUCUAGCUGACCACCAUCCAAAUACCAAAGUAUUUCAUCCUGAUACUAACACAUUCUUUGUUUGUCACUGGAUUGCGAUAAGCAGCUCGUGCAUAAAUCCGUUUUUGUAUUGUUGGAUGAACCCAGCUUUCAGCACAGUCAUUGCAAAACGUCUUCGAUGUUUGAAAUCAUUUACUGGCGGCACUGAAAUAGAAAUUGAUGAAAUUGAUUCCACGGGAUUUAGAUUGCGAAGCAAUCGUCGGUUUGGAAAUUCAAGUAGAACGAUUUCUUCAUUUUCAGCCUCGGAUUCAAGAAGGUCAAGCUCAAAGACGUUUCGGGGAUUUGCUUAUAUGGUUUAACUUUGCAUUGCAAGAGAAUUGACAAGUAUGUGUUAAUGUACUUGAUAGAAAGACUGAAUAUUUAACCCUCGUUAAAAUAAUACGAGUAUGGUCUUUAAAACUUUAUAUUUCAAACCUGCUUCAGUGUCUGAAUUAUUACAGUUUAAUUGAGAUUUUAUGAACUUUUCGAUCCAAACUUCUUCAUAAUUUACAUCCGACUAAUUCUAUUUAAGAUGCACUGCUAGUCAUUAUUGCAUAAAACAAUUCUAAACCAUUUCAUUAAAUAUUUAAAUACUACAGAUAACAAGAUCCGAUGGAAGCUUCUGUCGGAAAUGAAACUUCCGAUAAUUUACUAUGAAUAUUGGGACCGUUUGUAUCUGUAAAUUAUCGCAAACGGACAAAAAUGGAAAGAUUGUGCAACGUUCUAAUAUACAUUAUUCUAUCCAUUAUUCUGUGAGUGUACUUUGAAAUUUAUAAUGGUAAGCUGAAUUACAUGAUAGGAAAUUUAUUUUCCAAUCUAUUUUUUUUUAGUUCAGCGUUUCGCCAAGCGAUUUUUAGACUGACCUUAAUGUACUUAAUAAUUAAGAUUUUGUAUAUAUGGCUUGAGACUUUUGCCUACAAAGGCCAAUAAAGGACCCAAACCAGUAUAAUUAUGAGGACUUUAAAAAACAUUCCAUUCAUAGUUUUUGUCCUCUCCCAUGUGGUAAUUUAAUUUAUAAAGAUUAAAUAUUAAUGUAUUGAUUGUGGUUUGCUUAACGUCAAGUAAAUAAAUAUUUCAUGCAUAUUCAGGACGAGAACAAAGUUAGCAAUAGAACCAAGUAGGUAGGUUCUUUCAAUGAAAAUAACCCUUUGAAUAGCGAGUCGAACGAAAAAGGAGACAUAUUAUUGGAUGAGAGCAGUAAUCUCUCGCAACUAAAAUAAUUAUACAAUGAAUUAAUGCACGAAACUAUGAAGUAAAGGUUUUGGACUAUCAAUACUAGCUUUUAUAUUUAAUAAAGGAUGCACCAUUUUAUAAUAUACAUGCACAGU
Molecule: messenger RNA, 2243 nt
Organism: Mytilus californianus (California mussel)
Lineage: Eukaryota; Metazoa; Mollusca; Bivalvia; Mytilida; Mytilidae
Product: G-protein coupled receptor 83-like
Exons: 1
Coding region: 51-1235 (394 amino acids)
Biological process (GO): G protein-coupled receptor signaling pathway
Cellular component (GO): plasma membrane; neuron projection
Molecular function (GO): neuropeptide Y receptor activity; neuropeptide binding
Source: RefSeq, a predicted model, not a curated record